CGUUUGGUUCUGUUCCUCCCCAGUUUCCUUUAAAAAAAAAAUAACAACAAACAAAAUCAAGAGAGGAGGGGGGAAAAAAACCAGUUUUGAGAGAUCGGUAGGGUGCAGGCGUGCCUUGUGCAAGAAGAAAACCAGCAAAAGAGCAAGAAAGGGAGGCGUGGGUAGGUGGGUGGCUGGGUGGCUGUGGGAGAGGAAGGGAAGCAGGACAAUUUGAUGACACAUCACUUGCAAAACUUCUCUGGGCCGAAUCAAGGGGCCGAAAAAACAUGGCUGAGAGCCAGAAGAAAAAAAGUGGCUUUAAAAAGUUUUUUAAGCUCAAGGGGUUCGGAAGCCUGAGUAGCAUUCCUCGCAGCUUCGGCUUCCGCAGAGUCUCUGUUGCCCCCAGACUCAGCGAGUCCUACGGAGGCGGGUCGCUCUCUUCUAAAGGCUUCCUGACCCUCAACUUUGAGAUCACGCAAGACGACUUGGGGACUGGCCCCCAAAGCCCGUCGCAUUAUGCCCGCUCCAGUCACAUGUUCACCCACAUGGGCACCAUGCCCAGAGGCAGCUCCAGACAGAAGAUUGGGAGCCACGGGGCCGAGAAGGCCUUGGAGCCAACGUUGGCCAGGGCCACCGAGCUUGGAGACGUGGCGAGGGCGGCGGCUGCUGCUCCACAGACCGGUUCACCAACGUGGGGAGAAGGAGCAGAACCCAACGAGAAAGAGAAGUCAUCUUCUGUGGUCAACAUUGGCCCAAGCGGCUCCUCAGAAGCGACAGUCCAGGCUGAGAAAUCUUCUCAACGUUUCCUUGAGCUUGGAAAGAUGUCCAGCCCAGGAACAAAGGAGAAAGAACAGGAUUGUCUUCAAGGAACGCCUAGACGCCUUGAGAGGGCCCAAGAUGACCUAGACGUCUUCCCCUUAAGUCCAUCUCACUAUGCCCAGUCUUGUGAUGCCUACAGCCACCUGGGCACCAUGCCGAAGGCCCGUGCUGGGCAGUCCAAGAAAUCCACCAAAGCGAAGAAGCCUACGAAGACUCAGCAAGACCUCAGCCAAGAUCUAGCCACAGAAGCAAUCCUGUCCCGUGAGGAAAGCGUCAAGGAGGCUAGAGACCAAGAGACAGCAGAGACAACCUCGGAGGAGGACCCAGAAGAAAGGCAUUCUGACGGAUUGGGAUCUUCGAGUGAAUACGUUAAGUUCUCCAAGGAGAAGUACAUCCUCGACUCCUCGCCGGAGAAGCUUCACAAGGAGUUGGAAGAGGAGCUGAAACUCAGCAGCUCAGACCUGAGGAGUCACACCUGGUAUCAUGGCCGCAUCCCUCGAGAGGUGUCGGAAAGCCUGGUGCAGAGGAACGGGGAUUUUUUGAUCCGCGACUCGCUCACCAGCCUGGGCGAUUACGUGCUGACGUGCCGCUGGCGGAACGAAGCCCUCCACUUCAAGAUCAACAAGGUGAUGGUGAAAUCCGGCGAAGGGCGCACCCACAUCCAGUACCUCUUCGAGCAGGAGAGUUUCGACAACGUCCCGGCCUUGGUGCGCUUCUACGUGGGCAACCGGAAGCCCAUCUCGGAACAGAGCAAUGCCAUCUUCUACUGCCCCAUCAACCGCACAUUCCCGCUGCGCUACCUGGAGGCCAGCUACGGACUGGCCAAUGGGAAGCACAGCAGCUCCCAUAGCCACCCUGGGCAGAAAGGGGGGCACAUCAAAAGGAGAAGCAUCACCAUGACGGACGGACUGACCGCGGACAAGAUCACCAGGAGCGACGGGUGUCCCACCAGUGUCUCCUUGCCGCAUCACCGGGACAUCAUUCGGAACUGCGCUGUCAGUGUGGACCAGAUCCAAGACCUCCACUCCCCAAUGUCACCCAUCGCCGAAACCCCAGCCACUCCAGCUUACAGCACUGUUACUCGUCUCAAACCACAAGGGAGCCAAGCUGGCAAUGGUGCCACCCCGUCAUCCCCGGUCAUCCGACGCUCUAGCGAGCCGCAGCUAUGCCAAGGGAACGGCAGUAAAAGCGAGCUGUCGGACAGCACCCACUCGACCCCUUCCCAGGGAUGCUCCAGGGCGUCCCCUUCUCCUUCUGCCAGCAGCUACAGCGACCCAGAUUCAGGACAUUAUUGCCAGCUUCACCCGCCCUCUCCGGUCCAGUGGGACAGGCCAAUGCCCGACAACAAAGUGAUGCCAACCAAGAGUUACGUGGAGAGGCUAAAAGGGGACGAAUGCCAGCGAGGGUUUGUCCUGAACGGUUCCGAAGGAGAAGCUGGCCCCAGGAAGAGGCCGGAGCAGGACAUGAUAGGCUUUGUGGUCCCGGUGAUGGAAAGGACAUCCUCGUUCAAUCCCGCGCUGUUCCACUCCUUGCUUAUUCCGGGGGAAAAUAAACCUCUGGAAAUGAUGGUGCUGAAGAAGAUCAAGGAACUGCUUGCCGAAGGAGACGCCAGGACUCUCGCUAAGCAUAUCACCCACGUGGAUUGCCUGGUUGCUAGGAUACUGGGGGUUACCAAGGAGACCCAGAGGCUCAUGGGAGUCAGCUCAGGGAUGGAGCUGCUCACCCUGCCCCACGGACAUCAACUUCGGCUGGAUUUGUUGGAAAGGUUCCACACCAUGACCAUCAUGAUCGCGGUGGAUAUUCUGGGGUGCACAGGCAGCAUUGAGGAGCGGGCCUCUCUGCUCCACAAGACCAUUCAGCUGGCGGCCGAGCUGAAGACCAUGGGCAACAUGUACAGCUUUGCCGCUGUGAUGAACGCGCUGGAGAUGACCCAGAUCUCCCGCCUGGAGCAAACCUGGAUGGUUUUACGCCAGCGUUACACGGAGGGUGCCAUUCUUUACGAGAAGAAGCUGAAGCCUUUCCUCAAGAGCCUCAACGAAGGAAAAGAAGGACCACCUUUAUCUAACACCACCUUCCCUCACAUCGUGCCUCUCAUUACUCUUCUGGAGAGGGACACGGCACUGCCGGACCACCCUGAACCCUGGGAGAACUUGGACAACAGUGUGGAGGUAGUUAUGGCCCAUCUGGAGGCGGCACGCACGGUGGCCCACCACGGGGGACUGUACCACACCAAUGCGGAGGUGAAGCUGCAAGGGUUCCAGCCACAACCGGAACUUCUGGAGGUUUUUAGCACCGAAUUUCAGCUCCGGCUUUUAUGGGGGAGCCGGGGGGCCGAAAGCAGCCAGAGCGAGCGCUACGAGAAGUUCCACAAGGUCCUCACCGCCCUGUCCCACAAAUUGGAGCCAGCAGUGCGUUCGAGCGAGUUGUAGCUGGACAACAACCGGCGCAAGAUUGCAACGAAUGCGCCUGCAACUUGGUUUCUGGCAGCAGUGGGUCUCGAGCGAUGCUAAGGUGGUAGCGUUGGACCGAAAGGGAUGCAACUGGGACUCUCCCCAAAAAGGCCUUUCCAGCAUGAAAUACUGACAAUCACUGGGUUGACUUUGUUCCUGCAAAACUUGACAACGACCGAGUUCCUCCAGGCAAACCGUGGAAGAGAAUGCACUGGCCAAGCAUGUUAGAUCUCAGCCAUGCAGAUUCGUGUUGAAAAGCUGCAGUGUGGCUCAUGAGAGAGGCAAAACCUCCGAGUUUAAAUUCAGUACCGAUUCAUAGCCAAUUUCAGGCCCGGGUUUGGUGCCUCACAGUGGGCUUUGAAACCAAGAGUGCAGGAAUCUUCUCUAAGCUCCUUCUAUUACUUUGAGGUUCCCCUGUUCUUUUCCAUCACCAUGAAUUGGAGAAGAGCGGUUUCCACCAGCUUUGGGGGCUGAUCAUAGUUUGCCCCAACCUCAGAAGGACCUGGGUGACAAGGCACACCCACCGACAGUAAGGCAGCCCCCAAAUUUAGCUUUUCUAUUUUCAUGGGCAUCUCUGAUCAUCACUAACAUUCAAUCUACACCCAACUUAAUCCAUCAACUGUAAGCCUUCCAGAGUAGCCACAUGAGAGGUUGGAUAGUAAAUAAAUGUAAUUAUAAAUAAAAAAUCAGGUAAAGUUAGGCCACUGCCAUCUUUCUUUCCAGGGACCUCCAUGUCCCAAUCUCAGUCCUUCCAUUGACGCCAAGCAACAUUCCUUUAUUUUCUUAAAAGUCUCUUUUUCUUUUGCUUCCCUCCAUUUUGAUGCAGGGAAUGAGGGUGGUUUUGUAAAUUAAAAAAAAUCCAUGUGGGGUGUAUAUGUACCUAUAAAUAUAUAUAUAUAUAUAUACAUACAUAUGUAUUCAGAUCUCAUAUGUAAAUAAUUGACAUGGUUCUUUUCGGUCUUGUAAAUGAAUGUACAGAUACAAUGAAGUGUCUUUCCUCGAUCCUUGCAUACAAUAAACUUUUAUGCUUUUUUUCUUCAA
Molecule: messenger RNA, 4289 nt
Organism: Crotalus tigris (Tiger rattlesnake)
Lineage: Eukaryota; Metazoa; Chordata; Lepidosauria; Squamata; Viperidae
Gene: SH2D3C
Product: SH2 domain containing 3C
Exons: 12
Coding region: 267-3227 (986 amino acids)
Biological process (GO): small GTPase-mediated signal transduction; positive regulation of peptidyl-serine phosphorylation
Molecular function (GO): phosphotyrosine residue binding; guanyl-nucleotide exchange factor activity
Source: RefSeq, a predicted model, not a curated record